Messenger RNA from Brugia pahangi, 216 nucleotides. NCBI's taxonomy places the organism in Eukaryota, Metazoa, Nematoda, Chromadorea, Rhabditida, Onchocercidae. The record is from the annotation of a GenBank genome assembly.
AUGCCAUCACCCUCUUUAGUCGUCUGCUCAAACAUAAUUACAAGCAAAAUGGGCUCUAACAAGAAGAGGUGCCAUAUUUACUCCAUCCACAAACUGUGGUCAUCGAUUCCUAUCGAAAGAUUUCCAGAAUAUAGAAUAUAUAACAUUCUAAAGUUGAUUCACAUCUUCAAAUUGUUCCCCCUUGUCCUUCUUUGCAUGAUACGCCACUGUGAAUAA